GAUGCUGUUAAGCUGCACUCUGCUCGGUGCUUGGCACACCCGUUGCAGUAUCGGCUGUUUUCUGAGCGGGGAUGCUGCUUUCCUCCUGACCGAUGCAGCGAUUCCCUGUUGCUCCCUGUGAAAGGAGCUGGAAUUGUAACCAAGAGAGCGAGCGAGUGAUGCGGCUGCUGCACAGAGAGUGACUGAGGGGAAGAAAAUUGGAGAGGCUGGAAUAUGUGCCUGCCUCAGCAGCACUGCAGUGGUGAGGCCACCGACUGGCUACAUGCAGGAUACUGUUCUUUAUGCAUUGCUACAGAGAACCCAGAAGUCGGGAUGAAAUGCAUCAGCCUCCUUUUUCACUGCUUCUCUCUUGUCAUCAUGCAUUAAUUGCUGAGAGUUAUUUUCCUUCCUGUGGCUGACUGCCUGCAUCUCUUCUCAUACUGCAGGAGAGACGGGGAGGGAGGCAGCACAGCAUCACCCCGGUGUCCUGUCCCACAAGGAGGAUUCUGCAGGAUGUGCCAGUGCAGUCAGGGGCUGCUGAAAUGGUGCACAGAACCUCUGGAACAGCUGGAUUUAGGAUUAUUGAUGCUUUAUAAAGGUGUCCCAGACUCCAUCUAGCAAUUAGCUGAAAACAUCGCCUGCCCUUUGGGGCUUGCUGACUGCUUUCUGUUUUCCUCUCAUUAUUCGUUUCACGCUCAUCUGGGUCAGCAGCAUUUGAGCCAGGGGAAGGGACUUUCUUGGCCAGGAACCGGAGGGUGCUGCGUGGAAAGCGCCGGUGUGAGCUCUGAAGGGAGCUGCAGUCUGGCCGGCCAUGGCUCAAGCAGCUAAACAGCUGAAGAAAAUAAAAGACAUUGAGGCUCAGGCUCUGCAGGAGCAGAAGGAGAAGGAAGAAUCCAACCGCAAACGCAGGAACCGCUCUCGGGACCGGAAGAAAAAGAGAGGGCAUGCACCAGCCACUGUGGACCCCUUGCCUUCUUGCUGCAAGCAAGGAUCUCCUGAAGGGAUGCUGGAGCAGGAGUCUGCUGUGCAGGCCGAUGCUGCAACGAGCUUCUUGAGAGCUGCAAGGUCUGGGAAUCUAGACAAAGCCUUGGAUCACCUCAGGAAUGGGGUAGAUAUUAACACCUGUAAUCAGAAUGGGCUGAACGCCUUGCACCUGGCCUCCAAGGAGGGCCACGUGAAAAUGGUGGUGGAGCUGCUGCACAAGGAGAUCGUUUUGGAGACAACGACCAAGAAGGGAAACACAGCUCUGCACAUCGCUGCCCUGGCUGGACAGCAGGACGUGGUCCGGGAACUGGUGAACUAUGGGGCCAACGUCAACGCGCAGUCACAGAAAGGCUUCACACCCCUCUACAUGGCAGCGCAGGAAAACCAUCUGGAAGUUGUCAAGUUCUUGCUGGAAAACGGAGCUAACCAGAAUGUAGCCACGGAGGAUGGCUUCACGCCACUAGCUGUGGCUCUGCAGCAAGGGCAUGAGAACGUGGUCGCUCAUCUUAUCAACUACGGGACAAAGGGUAAGGUCCGCCUGCCUGCCCUGCACAUCGCAGCCCGCAACGAUGACACUCGCACCGCUGCUGUGCUGCUGCAGAAUGACCCGAAUGCCGACGUCCUCUCCAAGACUGGAUUUACCCCCUUGCACAUUGCAGCCCACUACGAGAAUCUCAGUGUGGCCCAGUUACUGCUGAACCGUGGAGCCAGCGUCAACUUCACACCCCAGAAUGGGAUCACUCCCCUGCACAUAGCGUCCCGCCGGGGCAACAUCAUCAUGGUACGGCUGCUGCUGGACCGCGGCGCCCAGAUAGAGACGAGGACCAAGACAAAACCAAAGUCCCUGCCCUUCCCCAUGCUGAGCCCUCGGACCCUUCUCUCUCCCCAGGACGAGCUGACCCCUCUGCACUGUGCAGCUCGCAAUGGACAUGUGCGAAUUGCUGAGAUCCUGCUGGACCAUGGGGCUGCCAUUCAAGCCAAAACCAAGAACGGCUUGUCGCCGAUCCACAUGGCAGCACAGGGCGACCACCUGGACUGUGUGCGUCUGCUCCUGCAGUACAGCGCUGAGAUCGACGACAUCACCCUGGACCACCUGACACCGCUGCACGUGGCCGCGCACUGCGGCCACCACCGCGUGGCCAAGCUGCUGGUGGAAAAGGGGGCCAAGCCCAACGCCCGAGCCCUGAAUGGCUUCACACCCCUCCAUAUUGCCUGCAAGAAGAACCACAUCCGGGUGAUGGAGCUGCUGCUGAAGACGGGGGCCUCCAUCGACGCCGUCACAGAGUCUGGCCUGACCCCCCUGCACGUGGCCGCCUUCAUGGGGCACCUGCCCAUCGUCAAGACCUUGCUGCAACGUGGAGCCUCUCCUAACGUGUCCAAUGUGAAAGUGGAGACACCCCUACACAUGGCAGCCAGAGCCGGGCACACGGAUGUGGCGAAGUACCUGCUGCAGAACAAAGCCAAAGCUAAUGCCAAGGCCAAGGAUGACCAGACUCCUCUGCACUGUGCUGCACGCAUCGGCCACACCGGCAUGGUCAAACUCCUGCUGGAGAACAACGCCAACCCCAACCUGGCCACAACGGCAGGGCACACGCCCCUGCACAUAGCUGCCAGAGAGGGGCACGUGGACACGGCACUGGCCCUGCUCGAGAAGGGGGCCUCACAGACCUGCAUCACCAAGAAAGGAUUUACCCCUCUCCACGUUGCAGCCAAGUACGGGAAGGUGGAUGUGGCAGAGCUGCUGCUGGCACACGAUGCUCACCCCAAUGCGUCAGGGAAGAACGGCCUGACGCCGCUGCACGUGGCUGUGCACCACAACAACCUGGAGAUCGUCAAGCUGCUGCUACCCAAGGGGAGCUCCCCACACAGCUCGGCCUGGAAUGGGUACACCCCCCUGCACAUCGCUGCCAAGCAGAACCAGAUGGAGGUGGCCAGCAGCUUGCUGCAGUAUGGGGCUUCUGCAAACGCGGAGUCUGUGCAGGGGGUCACCCCCCUACACCUGGCUUCCCAGGAGGGCCACGCAGACAUGGUGGCACUGCUUUUCUCCAAACAAGCCAACGGCAACCUUGGCAACAAGAGCGGCCUGACCCCUCUCCAUCUCGUGGCCCAAGAGGGGCAUGUGCCAGUAGCUGAUGUUCUCGUGAAACAUGGAGUCACGGUGGAUGCCACGACCAGGAUGGGCUACACCCCGCUGCAUGUGGCCAGCCACUAUGGGAACAUCAAGCUGGUGAAGUUUUUGCUGCAGCACCAGGCUGAUGUCAACGCCAAGACUAAGCUGGGCUACACCCCUCUGCACCAGGCAGCACAGCAGGGCCACACGGACGUGGUGACACUGCUGCUGAAGCACGGUGCCUCUCCCAACGAGAUCAGCACAUCCUUCCUCCCUGCACAGAACGGCACCACUCCCCUGGCCAUUGCGAGGCGGCUUGGCUACAUUUCUGUCACAGAUGUGCUCAAGAUCGUCACAGAGGAAACCGACAUCCCGUUAGUCGGUGACAAGCACCGCAUGAGCUUCCCAGAGACUGUAGACGAGAUUCUGGAUGUGUCGGAGGAUGAAGGCACUGCUCAUGUCACAGUAAUGGAGGAGGAGUUGGUCGCACCAAAGCCAAAGACACCCGAGCCCAGGGACCAGGAGGGCAAGAGGGAGAUGCUGGAGUUUGUGACCACAACGACACUAGAGCAAACGGUGGAGUCUCCAGCUGUCCUACAGGUGCCCUACAUUCCACCUGAGACUGUGGUGACGGGAGCAGAGGAGACUGAGCAGGUAGGACCUCUGGAGACAGAAGCUGAGCAAGUCAGCCUGCUGCAUGCACCCUCGGUGUCCCCACAGGAGCCCUCCAAGGAGUUCGACGAGGACUCCCUGAUCCCCAGCAGCCCUGCCACUGAGACCUCGGAUAACAUCAGCCCGGUGGCCAGCCCCGUGCACACAGGGUUCCUGGUGAGCUUCAUGGUGGACGCCCGUGGCGGCUCCAUGCGGGGCAGCCGGCACCACGGGCUGCGUGUGGUCAUCCCACCCCGUGCCUGCGCAGCACCCACCCGCAUCACCUGCCGCCUGGUGAAGCCCCAGAAGCUGCCUGCACCCCCACCGCUGGCUGAGGAGGAGGGUCUGGCCAGCCGGAUCAUCGCCUUGGGUCCUGCCGGAGCCCAGUUCCUCAGCCCUGUCAUUGUGGAGAUCCCACACUUUGCCUCCUACGGGCGAGGGGACCGCGAGCUGGUGGUGCUGCGCAGCGAGAAUGGCUCUGUCUGGAAGGAGCACCGCAACCGCUAUGAGGAGAGCUACAUGGACCAGCUGCUCAGUGGCAUGGACGAGGAGCUGGAGAGCCUGGAGGAUCUGGAGAAGAAGAGGGUCUGCCGCAUCAUCACCACCGACUUCCCUCUCUACUUUGUGGUCAUGUCCCGGAUCUGCCAGGACUGUGACAUGAUCGGCCCCGAGGGAGGGUGUUUGAAGAGCACACUGGUCCCCAUGGUGCAGGCCACCUUCCCAGACGCGGCUGUUACGAAGAGAGUGAGGCUGGCCCUGCAGGCGCAGCCCGUGCCUGAUGAGCUGGUGACCAAGCUGCUGGGGAACCAGGCGACAUUCAGCCCCAUUGUCACGGUGGAGCCGCGCCGGAGGAAGUUCCACCGCCCCAUUGGCCUCCGCAUCCCUCUGCCACCAUCCUGGAAGGACAAUCCCCGGGACAGUGGCGAGGGUGACACCACCAGCCUGCGCCUGCUGUGCAGUGUGAUCGGAGGGACAGCCCAAGCCCAGUGGGAAGACAUAACAGGCACCACAAAGCUGGUCUAUGAAAACGAGUGUGCUCACUUCACCACCAAUGUGUCUGCCAGGUUCUGGCUGGCCGACUGCCCACGCACCGCCGAGGCCGUGCACUUCGCCACAGCGCUGUACAAGGAGCUGACAGCCGUGCCCUACAUGGCGAAAUUUGUGGUGUUUGCCAAGAUGAACGAUGCGCGGGAAGGCCGGCUGCGCUGCUACUGCAUGACUGAUGACAAAGUCGACAAGACUUUAGAGCAGCAUGAAAAUUUCACGGAGGUGGCCCGCAGCAGGGACAUCGAGGUGGUGGAGGGGAUGCCUUUGCACGUUGAGCUCUCAGGGAACCUGGUGCCUGUCAAGAAGGCCACUCAGCCCCGGACCUUCCUUUUCCAGUCCUUCCGGGAGAAUCGUCUCGCCAUCCCCAUCAAGGUUCGGGACAGCAGCCGGGAAGCCAGUGGCUCCCUGUCUUUCUUGCGCAAGGCCAUGAAGUACGAGGACCUCCAGCACGUGCUAUGCCACCUGAACAUCAGCAUACCACCCUGCACCAAGGGCAGCGGCAGUGAGGAACGGAGGAGGACGCUGACACCAUUGUCCCUGCGGGAGCGAUACAGUAUCCUAAGCGAGACCAGUUUCGGCUCUCUGAGCAGCACGGACAAGGCAGACCAGAAGAUGGUUGACAUAGCAGAACAGCUGGGCCUCAGUUGGGCUGAGCUGGCACGUGAGCUGCAGUUUGGGGUAGAUGACAUCAACAGGAUACGUGUGGAGAACCCCAACUCCCUGCUGGAGCAGAGCAUGGCCUUGCUCAACCUCUGGGUCAGCCGCGAGGGCAAGAGCAUCAAGAUCGAGAGCCUGUACACAGCGCUGAGGAACAUCGACCGCAGUGAGAUUGUGAACACCCUGGAGGGCUCUGGCCGGCAGAGCCGCAGCCUGAAGGGCAGCUGGCGCCACACGGACAGAGACUAUUCCCUGUCACCAUCCCAGAUGAAUGGUUACGCUUCGCUGCAGGACGAGCUGCUGUCCCCUGCCUCCCUGCAUUACACGCUGCCAUCCCCGCUGCGUGCCGACCAGUACUGGAAUGAGGUGGCCAUCAUGGAUGCUAUCCCCAUGGCUGCCACUGAGCAGGACGCCCUGAUGGAGAUGUCCGACAUGCAGGUGUGGUCCUCGGGACUCACCCCCUCGCUGGUGACAGCUGAGGACUCCUCUCUGGAGUGCAGCAAGGCCGAGGACUCGGAUGCCACAAGCGAAGGCCGGUUUCCGGGGCAACUUCUAGCAGAUGCGCAUGGCCCGGACCACAUGGGCUCUAUGGACCUGGUUGAGGAUGACACAGUGGACUCAGAUGCCAUGAAUGGCCUGAUUGACCUUCUAGAGCAGGAGGAGGGGCAGAGGCCAGAGGGGAAGAUGCCAGCCGGUGAUCACCACCCAGGGACCGGGGAGCAGGACCCAGAGAGUGAAGUCUCUUUUGUUUCAGUUCAGCAGAAGGUGCAAGCCAGGAUCACAGCAUCACCCACCGUUAGCCACGUCGUGGAGGGGAGUGCAGACAGGCUGAGGGACUGGAAUGCAGAAGGCUCCUUUAUCUCCUGCCUACAGGACCUGACAGCGGGCUCCUGGCAGGAGGGGGUCACCCGAAGGCUGCUCCCAACGCACACCAUGGCCACCGGGGCACAGGGCCAGGAGCAAGAGCAGGUCCUGGUGCCGGCCGUGGAGCUGAUGCGAGUCAGCUCCGCUGAGGACAGCAACUGGCAGCCCCAGCAUCCCGCGGGCGGCUGGCGGGAGGAGGCAGACAGCCGCUGCUUUGGCCAGGGGAAUGAAGUUCUUCACCUCCCUGGAGAGCAGGUGACUGAGGAGCAGUUCACAGAUGAUCAUGGCAAUAUCAUCACCAGGAAGGUCAUCCGGAAGGUGGUGCGUCAGCUGGGCCCCGGUGACACGGGUGACAGGCAGGAGCAGGAGGAGCUGAUUCUGGAGGGCUCCCUGCAGGAGCCCCAAGACCUGGAGGCUGAGGACGAUCACUUCAUUAAAUACUCCAUCCUACACCGGGACGGUCUGGGGGCCAAGGAGGAGGUGCGAGCGCGUGUUCCGAAACUGGAUGUCUCCGGGGGCAGGAUGGGGGCUCAGAUAGUGAAACGAGCCAGCCUGAAAAGGGGGAAGCAGUGACCCCUCAAAUGGCCUCUUUUGAGGAUCUCACCUCAACACCAAACCACUGAACUCCAACACACGUUCUGACACAUACCUGAGAAGAGGAGAGGAAGCAGAGAGUGGAGGGGAGCAGGGCUGGCUGUACAUGUUUCUAUAGGCUAAUGGCAUGACUUCUGUAUGAGACAUACUUACCGUCCUAUCCGCAUGACUGACUGACUGCAAGACGCAUGAGCUACAGUACUUUAAACUGACGGCGAGGCCUCCAUCCCUGCCCCGCUGCGGCCAGGAGUCCGGAGACAGCAGCACGCACCGGGGCGUUCUCUCGACCCCUCUGGGAGGCAAGAGCUGGAUGGGCAGAAAAUGAGGGAAGGAGACUCCACCCUUGCGCGUGUGUGUAAGUGCAUCCCCCGCCCGCGCUCCAGCUGCAGGAGGAAAGCUGGGGCAGCGCGGCGCUGCUCACCAUGGGAGGACAGGGGCUUGCCCCCGUCGCCUGUGCUGCCUCUGCUAGACUUGCUUCUCAUCCCUCUGUGAGUGCUGGAUUCCGGGGAGGGCAGCAGCGCUGGGGUGUGUGAGGUGAGGCUGCGGGGAGCGCCGCCGCCGGGCAGAGGGGCUGGAGCAGGGCUGCCCUUCCCCUCCCCAGCACGUGCAGUGUCUCCCGCCAGGGCAGGGCUCUGGGCUGAGCACUGAGCUCGUUGCUUGUGUUGAAAGUGUAAACUGUACAGCAAUCAGCCUUGUGUAUAUGAACCAAUAAAUACUAUGCAAACCCCUAGGGACACUCUAGCAGUAUGUACAAAGCACUAACAGCUCCGCUCCCAAAUACCUCUUCAGGAUGCAGGAUGGGCAAAACCUUUGGAGUAUGUGAGCAGCUCUGGUGACUGGAGCUGAGAGGCUGUAGGAGUGAAAGGGCAGCAGGCAGUCCUUGCCCUGUGCCCCUCUGGCUGAGCCAGGGCCCUUCCUGGCCUGAAGAGAGGGGCCCAAAGGCGCAGUGGCAUGGGCCUGUCCAUAGUGCAAGCCCCAGUUUGGGUUGGCUCUGGCUGGGGUGAAGCUGUAGGCCUGCGCUGAUGUGCUCGAUGGGUAGUGAGACAGAGCAGGGGAUGCUUGUGCCACACAGGGUUGUGCCCAACUCUACUCAGCACAAUAUCUGCUCAGGAGAUGAGCCAGGAGCUGGCAAGAACCAGCAACUCAUGCAAGGGCUUUGCAGGGGCACAGUGACCCUGUGGAUGCUGACCCUCCCAGGACCAACCCCAGAGACAUGGGGGGCUGCUCCCCCCGUGGCUGUGGCUCGAGCGGGGGAAGCGCCCGCUGCAGCAGCCUGGGCCACGCCGUCGCCCUGCAGCCAGGGCAGCCCCGGGCCAGCUGCUCCAGCAGCAGCGCAGCAAUGGGCAGAGCUGCCCUGGCAACUCUGAGCUGUGUUGUAGCUUGAAUCUUCUACAACACUUGACCCCAGGAGGGCCAGAUGCAGGUAGCAGCAGGAGAGCGGUAGGUCCCAUGUCCCCAGCUCUGUACUUCACCUAACAUGGGGGCCUGGUCCUUGUAACACAGCAGUGUGGGGACCCCUGCUCUUCCCUGUGGAGGUGAUCCCGGGUGUGUUUUGCGGGGCCUGAGUUCGCACUCGGUAGCUGUGUGCAGAACAAGUCCACCUCCAGCUCCAGGCUGGUGGCCCCGGCAGGGCAGCCCUGUCUCGCAGUGGGCGCACGUCUGCCAGGAGCACCCCUGGCUCCCCUGCAGUCCGCAAGGAGCCCAACUGCAGCCAAGCAAACGACCCAGCUUAGCCUUGGAGAGCAAGCAGCCCCUUCCCGCCCCACCCUGAAGUUGAGCCAUACGGGCACAGACCCUCCAUCCAUCACCCUUGCUGUGUACGACCACCUCCCUAGACCCACUGCAGCAGCUGACUCCGUAGCAUCACCGUAGAGUUGUGUGUGGGUCCUGUGCUUUGGCCUUGUAUACGCCGUAGGGAAUGUGCUGUGCUGCAAACCGUGCCAGGCACUGCAGUGACAUUGCUUCGCGCUCAGAUUGCUCGUAAGGCUGGUAGAGGGAAGCUGCACCCGACAUUGAGCCUAGAGAAUGCUGCAGUCUGCACACUAGAAGCUUUUUAGAAGUUUUAAAAAUUACUUUUAUUUCCUUUUUUUAAUUGUUACGGAAACAAGCCUUUUGGAUCUCCCUGUCUUAGCCCCUGAUGUAUAGAUCAUUUCCCUGUACACCAGCUAUCAGACUAUGAAUUAAUAAAGAAACCAACACAGA
Messenger RNA from Columba livia (rock pigeon), 9088 nucleotides. It is a transcript of the gene ANK1, whose product is annotated as ankyrin 1. Gene Ontology annotation, molecular function: protein binding. The transcript is spliced from 45 exons. The record is from RefSeq and is a predicted model, not a curated record. Gene Ontology annotation, biological process: signal transduction. The coding region runs from base 791 to 6865 and encodes 2024 amino acids. Gene Ontology annotation, cellular component: cytoplasm. Lineage: Eukaryota; Metazoa; Chordata; Aves; Columbiformes; Columbidae.